CCUCUGACAAAAACAAGGGCUGGGACUCCAGCGAUAGGAGCAGUGUGUCUGAAGCACAUUCAGCCACAGGCUCUUCGUCCAUUUUGUACCUGUUUUUAAUUUGUUUUCUCGAUUUUGUUUUUGAGAAAAAGGCACAGUAGCGCACCAUGCUGUCGGUGAAUUCAGCCCGUCAGCUUUGCAAAAUGUUCUCUUUGCACGUUGUUUUCCUGAGCGUGGCUAUUGUGGAGAGCAGUGCGUCAAAUGGGAAUCAAAAAGACUGCAUGAGCUCCAGUGGUGUGGAGUACAGAGGGGAACAACAGAGCUCCUCCUCAGGUCUGACCUGCCUAAACUGGACCAACACCACUAGAGACUAUGAUGUUAACAUCCAUCCCGAUUCACACACAGGUGUGGGAGAUCACAAUUACUGCCGAAACCCAGACUCCUCUGAGAGGCCUUGGUGCUACAUUGCUGGCCCAGAUGGGACAGUCCAGAGACAGUUCUGUGCAAUUGACACAUGCAAAGAUCAAGCCUCUACUGUGCCAGCAAAGGCCGAAUCCCUCAACCCAUCAGGAACUACUCCCUCCGCAGAGAGCUUUCAGCCAGCCAAGUCAGGUCCUUCUCAGGGAGAGGUUGCGGCCGUGCAGCCAGUGAUGGGAAUCAGCCAGCGGGUGCGCACAGGACCCAAAAAGAAAAAGGACCUUGGCACUCUCGGCUACGUCAUCGGCAUCCUCAUGAUGGCAAUUAUAAUCAUUCUCGGAGUGGGAAUCACAUUGGGCUACUUCUAUAAGAGGGGCCGGGACUUAAAGAAGCAGCAUGAACAGCGAGUGUACGAGCGCGAGAUGCAGAGGAUCACCCUGCCCCUGUCGGCUUUCUCCAACCCCACCUGCGAGCUGGUCGACGAAAACACUAUCGUUAUCACGGCGGAGCAUGAAACGACCCCCAUCCAAGAGAGCGUUGAGGGCGGGGACCCUCUCAUGGGCCAGCAAGCCGGUACGCCCGGAGCAUGAGGGGGCAUGUAGUCCUCAAACGGGACUGCGAUACGUUUUUGUGGACCAAAACACUUUCAUCUUCGUCUCUCCUGUCUGCCUCCCUGAGUAACCUCUGUUUUAAAAGGAGUAGGGGAGCAGUGAUGGCUCCAAAGAGUUGAACUGAAUGCUGUGUCCUUUUACUUUUGUUCUUUAUAUAUCUGAGGCACAAACAAGAUAAGCUGACACACAAUGGACACACUCCUAACAACCAGAAAGCAUUAAGGGGAAUAUGUCAUGAGGUCUUUAAUAUUCAUAUUUGAUACAUUUGAUAGCUAAGAAAAUAAGGUAAUGGGCUGCCCCCUUAAAUAACAGCAUGAAUAUCUAGUCAAAUGGAUGUUGACUAGUCAGUGUUUCUAAUGGUGUGUGAUGAAACCAAUCAUUUAUUAAACAAAAUUGUGUUUUUAAUGGGGGAAUGUUCAUAACCUUUGGUUUUUUAAUGUUUCCAUGUGGAGAAGGUGGUCUCCACAGGAGAUGUGUGGUUACAUGACGAAUAUGCGAUUGAUUUUUUUUUUGUAUAGACCCGCUGGCUGUGCUGAGGAGACGCGGAGAAGAAAUGUGUGUGUAUAAAGACUGCUUUGUCUUGGCGACACAGAUGUGUCCAAAAAUAGUCAUCCUCCUCUGAGACAGGAUGGGGGGAACAUGAGGUAAAACAGGCCCACUAAAGACAAGGGAAAUUGCCUUAGCAUGAUACUUCUGAAUGUAUUUGUUUAUCUUCCCGGGUGGGUUUUUUUUCUCUUUGUACUCAACUGACAGGGCCAAUGCGGUUACAAAGCCAUUGAUGGCCAUUGGCAGACAUGAAAGAGGACUUGCCCUUUUCUUCCACAGGUUAAGGAGUGACAGGAAAUUUACAGAGUGCUCUCAGGAAGCAUGAGAGACAGUAGUUAGUCCUCAGGACAAAAUAGCACUGCCACAGCACAGAACAGAUGGCAUCAGAAAAAAAGCCUAAAGUCUGUCUAUGCAGAGCAGGACAGCGGGCAUGUUGAAGUGCUGAAGAAGCCUGGUGCCUAGAUUAGAUUCAGACGUUUGAGUUAUGCACUUGAUGCUUCAGGGUAGAGACAGGGAUGGAGUAGAAUAGAAACAGUCCAAAGUUUGGUGUUGUUCAUUCAAAUACAUGAAUGCAUGUACAUGGUUACCUGCUGUAUGUUUGUGUUCAGGGGCCAUUUCUUUGCAUCUUUAAAAAAAGUAGAAACUACUGAGUGAAGAAGACAAUUUAGAAGAUACCUGCCUGAAAAUAGAAAUCAUCAUACACAGAAGAUUUUUUGGUUUUGUUACACAUGAUGCAUCGUUACUUUUCCAGUGUACAGUAUUGUUGGUUUGUUUGUUAUCACUCCAGAUGUUUUGUGGUUUUUGCUGGAUUCCACGUCACUGGUAAUCUUUGGUUACUGCUGCUCCAUUAUUUUAAGCGACUGUGUGCUGGUUGUAAUUAUUAUUUUCCUCACGUAAGCAACGUGUUCAAAAUAACAAAAUACUGUUGUUCAGCAUUUGAAUUUAGUACUUGUUAUUUGUAUAAAUGCACAUUUUCACUGCUGAGACUGAAAUAAAACAUCAAACAAA
Messenger RNA from Dicentrarchus labrax (European seabass), 2561 nucleotides. It is a transcript of the gene pik3ip1, whose product is annotated as phosphoinositide-3-kinase interacting protein 1. The transcript has 6 exons. Bases 147 to 986 code for a protein of 279 amino acids. The record is from RefSeq and is a predicted model, not a curated record. NCBI's taxonomy places the organism in Eukaryota, Metazoa, Chordata, Actinopteri, Moronidae. Gene Ontology annotation, molecular function: endopeptidase activity; signaling receptor binding.